GUGUCUAGCCGGUGGGUGAUUCAAGUCACUUGUCCUUCAGCUUUCGUCGGAGGUAGACCAAACCAACGACGACGCUCGUGUACCAAACAAAUUAAACAACAGUUUUUUUUAACUAUAUCACAUCAACACAUAUAUCAAUCGGGUUUUCAGUUAACAGUGUUUUGUGAGUGCGAUAUAUCGAAAAGUGAAUCAUCGACUAUUAUUUGGGUAGCGUGACCGCGUGCACACACAUCAAAGAUGGCGCGCCACCAGUGAUUUCAACGUCCGAACUUUGUUGUUCCGACCCACCACAAUAUGUCAGAUCGAGAUAUUGAAUUUGGUCGUGUGAUUGAACGGAAUCUAUCGAAACAUUCAAUUCAUUUCAGCUAGUUAAACGCCGAAAUUCUCCCCUUUUUAUUUUGAGCGAGAGAGAGAGAAAGAGCGAAAAACAAAAGAAGAACUAGAAGCGCGUUCGUUCGUUCACCAGAGACCUUGAAAAAAGAGACGAAUAGAAGGAGAGAAGGAGAUAAGAAAUAUUUGGGGGCAAGUAGCGUGAAAAGAAGAAGAAGAAGAAAAUGCCGAAGAUUUUCGUGCUGAGGAAUCGCUUGCAGGAGCAACAGGCCCGCCUGUUGGAGACGCAGAAAGGCCAACACAUCAAGAUCCGCACGGACGAAUUGUCCACCGAUGCUCAUCUCAAUCAACAGCAUCGCCAACAACAACAACAACAAAAUCAUGGCGGUUCUGAGAUGCAGGACGAGCCCGUGGCGUUGAUUGUCGACAGAAAAUCGGAUAUCACCGCCGCAGUGGCCGCCAUUUCCCUCACAGCAACUACUUCCGCCAAGGAUAAUCACCAACAACAACAACCAGCACCACCUUGUCAACAACAACCAGUAGAAAAGAAACGAGAAACGGUAGAAGUGGAAGAAGAAGAAGAAGAAGAAGAGUCCAGCACUGAAAAUGAAAAGGAAGAACCGCAGCCGCAGUCUGGAUCCGGACGGAGGUACUUGCCCUUUUUCGCUCAUCUGCAAAAGGAGCAGCAGCAGCAGCAGCCGGAGGUGUCGGUGGCCGUGGUUAGUGAAGAUGAACAGCAACCGACCACACCCGGACCGUUGCGCUACGUUUCAGUUAUCCAGAGGACGCCACUCUUCCGCCCGCGUGAACCCGAAGCCGAAAAGAAACGGGAACUUGUUCAACCGUCGCCCAAACCCAAGAAGGAACCUCUGCCGGAAGCUGACAAAGGAGUAUUGAAUCGUGAAAACGAAGAAGAAGAAGAUAAAGAAGAAGAUGAUGACGAUGAUGCCGUGGCAGAGGCGGCCAUGCCCGUCCAGGAGGCGCCUAUCGAUUAUCACGUCCCGAGAGCCAAGUCACCCGACAACGUGGACGAGCCGGAAAGGCCCCGAGGUGAAGUGAGAGAGACGACUGCAUCCGCCCGACGCCGAGCUCGUGAAGCGGCUGAUAAUGGCGCCAUUGACAUGCGUUGCGUCCGGCCCCGUCUGUCAGCGUCGCCCAGGCGUCGCGGAGGGAACCACCACCACGACAGUAAACCCAUGGAUGGAGAUAACGGUUGCGGCGGAGGUGGAGGAGGCGGUGGUAAUGGCGGCGGAGGCAACAAUUCCGGAAGCGGAGGAGGCGGUGGAUACAGCGACAGCGGCAACAGAUCGUAUCAGAUGGGUGGCGGAGGAGGCGGAAUGUCCGGAUUCAGCGGCGGAAGCGACUCGGGUAACGGCGGUGGCAACGACAACCACCUGCCCUAUGGUGAUGGAUCGCUGCCGCUGGACGGUUGCGGCAAUGAAUUCGACUACACGCGACUGGAACAGUUGGGACCGCUUCCGUCCCUCAACGACGUCCUUCCAUCCAUGCGAUCCUUCCAUCCGAGUCUCUACGCGCGAUUACAGGAGCCGCCCCGUUACGCCAAUCCGCCCGAUUUAGACCGGCCGCCUGGUGUUGGAGGUGGUGGCGGCCCUGGGGGUGGACCCGGAAGUAACAGCGACCUUGAAGCCACCUUGACGUCGUUGACGUCGCUAACCAACCUCAACCCGUUCAACGGAAAUCUGAACCUCUACGGAAACUAUUCGCAGAAUGCCUACAAUUUCAACAAUUCCGGACACGGAGGACCCGUCACCGCCGCCCACACACCCAAUUCCGGCGGCGGACCCAGCCCUUGCGGAGGCACCCAGGCCGAUCUCUUUGAAUUGGCCAACGAUCCGGACAUGUGCGCCGAUGACCAAAACUCGUUCUGUCCGGAUGUCGACCAGAUCACCGGAUUGCAGUUGAGUUUCCCCGUCGAGUCGGGAGUUCACGCCAUGCCCGAACAGCACCACAUUGCUGCAUCGCAACAACAACAACAACAACAACAAGACAGACUGUACCACCACCAACAACAGCAACAACAACAACACGAUCAACAACACACCCGAGUCUACACGACAUCACCUGGUGGUUAUUCUACCGUUUCUCAGACUCAUCGUCGCGGUGGAUCCCCGACGGAAUCGGAUGGCCUUAGCGGCCUGAUCAACUUCAGCCCAUCGGCCCUGUUGACGCCGCUGUCCAUCGAUCAGUCGCCUCUGAUGGACGUCCAGUUUGGCUCCUCUCAAAUGUCGCCGUGCUCCAUCAAUUCCUCCUCAUCGCCGGUUCCUCAUUGCGAGUCUUCCGGCGGAUUACUCAACCGCAGCCUUCACGCCCACACGCCGGCCCCUCAACACCAGCAGCAACAACAGAACAACAACAACAAUAAUUCCGUCAUGUCUGUCGACCAAUCGGACAACGAGUCUGUUUCCAACCUGCAAGUCCGCGUUUCCGUCCUCCAGCAGCGGGACAUUUCUAUGCAACUGGGCUUGCCCAAUGACGCCCCACUGGAAUUCGUCAACGGCGGACAUGGAAUUAAAAAUCCAUUGGUGCACGACAACGACGGCAAGGAUUCGACCCGCGAUGGAUUCGAAUCGGAUUCGUCGUCCAGGACUCAGAUCCACAUGAAAUCGUCCAAGAGGGGCAACAACAGCGGAGGCGGAAGAGACGGGGCCAUUUCGGCCUGUUCGUCGUCGACGGCGGCUGACGGUAUGAACACGGGAGCCGAUCCUGACGAUCCCAACAAAUUCACCUGCCGCCUCUGCUCCAAGAGUUUCACCCUGCAGCGACUGUUGAAUCGGCACAUGAAAUGCCAUUCGGACGUCAAGCGCUACCUGUGCACCUUCUGCGGGAAGGGUUUCAAUGACACGUUCGAUUUGAAACGACACACCCGAACGCAUACAGGUGUUCGACCCUACAAAUGUGCCCUGUGCGAGAAAUCGUUUACGCAAAGGUGCUCGCUCGAGUCUCAUUGUCUCAAGGUGCAUGGUGUUGCCCAUCAGUACCAAUACAAAGAACGGAGAGCAAAGGUAUACGUUUGUGAGGAGUGCGGCCACACGACUAACGAGCCUGAGGUGCACUACGUCCACCUGAAAGAGCUCCACCCCUACAGUCCGGCCUUGCUCAAGUUCUACGACAAGAGGCACUUCAAGUUCACCAACAACAACUUUACCAACAUGCUGCUACAAGUUCGAUCCUAAAACAACACCAACAAAUCAUUCAUAAUCGUAAUCAACGUACAUAUAAUAACCCCCUUUCCUUUAUUGUGUCUUUUACGCUCUUUCUACACGACACGACACUACAUAAACACGGCGAUUCAAAAAAACAAUUAUGAGCAAAUCGGUAUAUAAUAGUUUUUUGCUCGGGUAACAUUUUUCUACUUUUUAUUUGAACGGUGGCGGGAAACCAAAAGAUUUUUGAAAAAUCGAAAAAAUUAGAAAAGGUAUACAUACAUAUAUACUAUUACUACUAUACAACAGACGCACAAAACGUUUGUUCCUGUCUUUCUUGUAGACUGUUUUGAUAUGUCUGUCUGUGUGUGUGUGUGGGUGGGUUGUGUGUGUGUUUUGACUAUUUGGAUAAGGAGGGAAAGCACAUAGGAAAUAUUUUACUCAAACACACACACGCACAUUACCUUUUGUUUUUUUGGUUCUAUGUAUAGUUUUUCAUUUGCGAUAAAAAGCACCGGGCAGAAAGAUAAAACAAAAAAAAAAUCUUACCAGUUGAAUAUUUUCUGGGGGAAGCAGGUUAACUUAACAACGAAACACACCAUCACAAACACACACAGACACACGAUACACACACAUUUAAUGAGUAAAAAAGCUACAUAUUAUAUCUAUGAAAAACAAUAUCUCUGGUUGGGACUUGCGCAUCUUUUCAGCAUUUUAAGACUGAGCAAGGGAAAAAAAGAACGACAAAUCUUUCUAAAGGAAUUCAGGGGGCUCAUGGCUAUUUUUCCUUAUUUUUUUUCCAAUUUAAUUUGAUGUUUGUAAUCAUCUCACACAUAUCUCCUGUCUCUCUUGUUUCUCUCCCUAUAUAGUGGCUGUCGAGCGAUUUUCAUGAAACAUUUUUAAUAUUAUGUAUUUGCGGUGCGAUUAUUCAGUUUUAUUUGUGUGGUCUUUCCCUAUAUCCCCCCCAAUCCAAAUCGAUAAAAUUAAAACAAUUAAUGAUUGAAAAAAAGGUUAAAAGAAGAAAAAAAAAAACGAAAAUUCGGCGAGCGAUUUGUUUUUUGUGUGUGGUUUUCGGUUGUGGGGUUUCGUUCACCUGGCGGACGUUGGGUUUGUGACGAUUCGGGAGUGUGCAUCCAUGUUGUGUCGUGUAUGUGCUGCUGGGGUUUUUAUAUAGGGUCAGUGGAAUAUGAUUCUACCGUUUUAUGCAACCAAAUAAUUUAUAUAUUUUUUCCUCCUUCCAUACACCAACCAUUUUUCCAGCAAUCCCCCCCAAUUGUAGUCUCUCCAUCUUCUUCGUAUUUUGAUCCAUACCGACACACACCCUACAAAAAACUAUAUCAACUGAAAUUUUACUCUUUUAGAUCUUCCCAUCUCUUUUAUUCAAAUGAUCGCUCUGAUGAUUUAUCCUGCAUUUUUUUUUGAAAAAAAAAAAGCUGUCACAAUCAUGUACGUCUCGUCAUAUUCUUUCGAAUAAUAAACACAUAUAUCUGAGA
Messenger RNA from Daphnia pulex (common water flea), 4987 nucleotides. It is a transcript of the gene ovo, whose product is annotated as transcriptional regulator ovo-like. Bases 555 to 3524 code for a protein of 989 amino acids. The record is from RefSeq and is a predicted model, not a curated record. Lineage: Eukaryota; Metazoa; Arthropoda; Branchiopoda; Diplostraca; Daphniidae. Gene Ontology annotation, molecular function: RNA polymerase II cis-regulatory region sequence-specific DNA binding; DNA-binding transcription factor activity, RNA polymerase II-specific. The transcript has 5 exons. Gene Ontology annotation, cellular component: nucleus. Gene Ontology annotation, biological process: regulation of transcription by RNA polymerase II; epidermal cell differentiation.